AUGGAGCACGGGUCUGAUCUAGUUUGGAUGAGUGAACAGUUACUGCGAGUACCCGAAGUUAAACACACGUUACACCCAGUCGUCCCUCCCGUGACGCUUCCCAAGAAAUAUGUCAGUUUAUUGAAGUCCCCGAAUAAAAACCGAGAACACAACGCCAGCCCACUUUCUACUCCCACAAAAGCUUAUCAGACAUCAUCGUCAACACCGUCAACCCCAAAAGUAAAGCAUGAUACACGAUUUUCCAGGCAGUCCUUUCGUAAUUCCAUUACAAGAAGAAGGAAGUCCACAAAGACGAGUGAGAUACUGCCAGGAUCAGUCUAUUCCGACGACGGAGAUGGCCAUUUGUCUGAUGUAAGCUCGCCAAGUUCGCUGUCCAGGCUGUCCAGACAGCUUGCGUCUGCUGUGUCAAGGUCCAUUUCGCGCUCUUCGAAGCAUCGUUCAUCGUCGGAGUCACGUGACCAAGGUAUACUAUACUCACACAUCUGUCUCCUCCCAGAAACAAGAAACAAAGAUAAUUCAAAGGAAACCAAACAAAGUCUCAGAAGAAAAAGCACACAAAGAAUACCAGGUGAAUCUAAAACUCAACUAUCUCCGAAUUCUCAAAAGCGUGACGUCAUGCAGUUUAUCCAAGAACAAGAACAGAGUCUUCAAGAACGAUUUUUAUCCAUGCCUCAGCACGUCCACAAAAAACAGCCAGGCCUGGAACACCUGGACAACCUUGUCCGUUUAAUGGAGCAACUGACCGCUCUGAAGGAUGAGAACAACAAGCUUCGAAAACGCUGUGACUAUCUCGAGAGCACCAGAACACUGCUCGAGACGAAGAGAGAUAUUAUUCCUGAUAGGAGUACUUCAUUAGGGUUCCUGAUCCCACAGUCGAAUCAUAAAUACGACCACAAAAGGGGUAUCCUUAUGGAUAGCAAAGUCCAACCUUACGACAAGUUAAAGAAACCAAGAAAGUCUAAAUCUGAAGAAUUUGAAAUCUUAAGCAUCACAGAUUCUUCCUCCGAUGAAGGAUCCAUAAAAUGUACAACUUUCCCACUCACUAAGAGCUUUUCCACAGGAUCUAUUGCUGCACCAACAGAAAAAGGCAUAGAAAGCGGGGAGAUGAAAGGUAAAAAGAGAAACAAAGGACACAGUAGACGAAUGAAGUCAAAGAAGAAGUCUAAAUCUUCUAAAUGGAGUCGGGUUAAGCAAGCUCUGACUGGGCAGAAACCUCAUGACAAUGAGCAAGCCACAGAGCGAAUAUUUCUAGAUCAGAGACGGGCGUCGAAUUACCCGUCCAGAGGAAAUACUCUCAGUGCUGAUGACUCCAGGUCUACGUGGUAUACAGCUUCUGAAAGUGACAAGGAAGUCCAGCCCACCAAGCGAAGUCUGGCUGCUAAAAAACAAUGUCAGGAGGACGAAGACCCUGAUCUCACCACUGAAAUCUGGAUGGGUCCUCCUGACUGGUGGGAGGAGUACGAGUCCCGAAGGGAAGGUAGUGGGACGUCAUCAAACAGUCAAGCUAGCUCCAUAAUAGAAAUUACCACCAUGUACCUGGGCAGCCCAAAAGAUACGACAACGUCAACGAUUAAAUCAAGGGGGACAACCACACCUACAGCAUCACAAGAGAAUCGGAUUACCUCGGCACAUUCAUUGGGAGAAACAACUGAAGAAGACAGUCCCUCCAAGGAUGUAUCCAUCCGCCAAAAGAAGUACGCUGCCUUACACAAAUCAUCAAGUGGGAAAAGUGCGGAUCUAGGUAUCGCAGAAAACAUGGAGUUUCAACAGACAGAGAAGAAACUUCACAGGUCAGCUUGGGGCCGUGUUAAGGAUAUAAUUCACACAAGGAAAGACAGUAUCAAGAAAAAGUUAAAGAAAGAUAGACUUGCAGUUGAAAACGAAGAUAACCGAGACAACACUACGGAUGUUCAGUCGAAGAAGACGGAAGCGCUGCUUGAAAACAGUCCCGGGCAGUCCCUUGGAUCCCCACUUGCAGUUAACAAACAGAAAGCCAAUGCAGGAAUCGAAUCCCCGCCAAAGGGAACAAGCAUGUCUCCCAAAUCUUCUCAGGGUUUCGUUCACGGAAAUGUAGACAUAGCUGCUUUAUUAGCUGGAGGAGUCAGCGAAGAAUUCAGCAAGAAGAUGCAAGAAUGGGAGCAGCUGAAGAGCAAAAAGUGUGCGGUCACAGCCAGAGCUUCUGCAGACGAAAGUGACCUUGGGAGUUUAGAGUUUCCCCAAGAGUUUCCAAUACAUACCAUUGACUUGCGGGACUUCAAGGGCAAAG
Molecule: messenger RNA, 2266 nt
Organism: Candidula unifasciata
Lineage: Eukaryota; Metazoa; Mollusca; Gastropoda; Stylommatophora; Geomitridae
Source: the annotation of a GenBank genome assembly